UUCCGCUUGGUUCAGGGGGGAACGACAGCGACGCCCACGGAAAUGACAGCAGCGUGACCAGUUCCGUUGUUGUCGCUUACGUGGAGACAGGAAGUGUCUUCCCUUGGUUUCCGGAUUCGAGUCUCGGUUGAUGUUGUUGUGGAUCUACGAUGGCCCAGGACUCUGCGCUUUCUCUCCGGGUGUCGGAGAUCAGCGACCCGGCGGUUCUCUUUCAGUGCUAUAAUACUGAGGAGAUCCGCGGAAUCGAACGUAAAGUCCGCGGGGAGAUCGAGCAGAAGAGGGAGGAGCUGAGGCAGAUGGUAGGCGAGCGGUACCGGGACCUUAUCGACGCCGCCGACACGAUCGGAGAGAUGAAGCAGUGUUCGGAGAGCGUCGUGCAGUCCAUCCAGGACAUGCAGCAGUACUGUCACAGGCUGAAGCAGGGCAAAGCCAGCGUGGCCAGCUGCAGAGUGGAGAGCCAGACACAGUGGCAGGUAAAGUUCUACACCAUGGCCUCCCAGAUCAAGCUGCUUUUGGAGAUCCCGGAGCGGAUUUGGAGUGCCAUGGAGGCGUCUCAGUACCUCCAAGCCACGCAGCUCUACCUGAUGUGCUGCCACUUGCACCAUCUGCUGCAGCUGGAGGCCACUACAGCAGGCCUCUACAGCUCCGUCCUUGUCCGAUUUCCCAUCCUAAUCCGCCAGGUUGCCACCACUGAACACUUCAGGGCAGCCAUUCUGCUGGACAGCAGGUCUCUGCUGAGGGGCCGGGCAGUGUCGGACCAGGCCAUUGCUGAAGCCUUAGUGUCCAUCAUGCUGCUUGAAGACAGCUCUCCUCGGCAGGCUCUGGCUGACUUCUUGUUGGCCCGGAAAUCAUCCAUACAUCAGCUGCUGAACCAACCGCAGCAUGGUGCAGGGAUCAAGUCCCAGGUGUGCAGCCUUGUGGAGCUGCUGGUCACUACUCUGUUUCAGGCCUAUGCCAUCUUCUACCUCCCCCCAGAGGGCAGCCCCAGGCCAGGGGAUGAAGCUUUGAGCUGUGGCAUGCUCUUCUCUGUCCUGGACAACGUCACAUCUACGAGUCCUGCAGCUAAGGAGAGAAGGGUGUUGCAGGAAGAUGUGAGUACAGGCAGCUGGUUAAAGUAUCUGCCUGCAUCCAUCUCAGAGUUUCAACCUGUCCUUCGCACCCUGGCUCAGCCAAUCCAGAGGGAGCACCUGCAAGACACUCUUCAACAGUGGAUCGAUACCUGUAAGGAGGACAUCUGCCAUGGUGUUGGUAGCCUUUUGGUCUACGUCAAGAGCCUGAAGGGGCUGGCAGCCAUCAGAGAUGCUGUUUGGGACCUUCUGUCAGCAGACUCCAUCAGUCAGCACUGGAACACCGUCUGUCAGCGUCUGCUGGAGCACCCCCUAACUCUCUGGGAGGACAUAUUGCAGCAGCUCUUCCUCCAGCGGCUGCAGGUCAUCACUAAAGAAGAAACUGAAGCCAUCUCAGUGCUAUCUAUCCAGCUCCUUACAUCAGCUGUCAGGGAUCUGCAGAGCCAGAGCGUCCAUUCAUCUUCAGGUACCCACAGCAGCCAUGGGGCCCAGUAUGAGGUAGAUGUCUCCUCCUUCUUGUGGUUGGAGUCUCCAGGGGACCUGCUGAAUGACGCAGGCUGGUUCAGUGUGAGCCAGCGGGGCCAGCAGCAGCAUAGGAGUGGCCUGGCCAUGAAGACUCAGGCCCUCACACCCUGUGUCCAGAACUUCUGCUCUUCCAUUGAUGCAAAGCUGAAAGCCAGACUGGAUGAUCUCCAGCACUACCUUCCCUCCCAGGAUGUGGGCUCUGACUCCAUUUUAGCCACUGUCCCUUCCUCUGGAUCUGCUGAUAAGCCAUCAUCAUCCUCAUUUAAUCGCUUCAUCGACUCCUCAGCAGUGGAGGAGGCGCUGCGUGACGGCUGUUUGGCCUGUGUUCACCACAUUCUGUCCUUCAUCCGAUCACAGCUGGCUGCAGUCUCGCCAGACUCCAGGCCCAUCUGCCUCAGUUCAGUUCUAUUCAUGGCCAGGCUGUGCCAGUCUAUGGGCAAACUGUGCCCCAACCUGAAGCAUUGCAUCCUGGGAAAGCAGUGUGGUUUUGACAGCACAGCCAAAGGGACCCCCAGGCAAGGCAAGAAGUUGGGCAAAGCCACGGCCACUGCAGAGGUCAGGCCUUCCCAGGACAAGUGGGAGGCGCUGAAGGAUGAGCUUCUUGGCUGCAGUAUGGAGGCCUACCGCAUCUGGAGCGCCGCUCUUUCUAAAGGGCUGUUGGAGAAGUUUGGCACGGUGCUUCAUGCUGAGUCUGCAGGCACCAUCUUAGCUACAGCAACUAACUGGGAGGAUCUGGAAAUCCAGGAGGAGACUGAGUCUGGAAGCAGUGUUACAUCCAAAAUCCGUCUUCCAGUACAGCCAACGUGGUUUGUGCAGUCCCUGCUGUUCCAGCUAUGUGUGGAAAUAAACAGGGUGGGAGGCCACGCCCUUCCUCGCUCCACCCUCCAGGAACUCCUGCAGACCUGUUUGACUGAAGUCCUGCACCAUUACCACAGCCUGACACAACAGACCAGCAGCACGGAUGCUGUAUUCCCCAUGACUCAGAACAGAGCCCUGCAGUUCCUGUUUGACCUUCGUUACCUGAGCGCUACACUGGGGAGCAGACUGGAAGAACUGAAGAACUCCCGACCACAGCAAGACCCAAGAUUCCAUGAAACCUGUGAUUGGCUGGAGAGCUUCAUUGACCCCUUUGACCUGGACGUGUUUACGCCUCACCUGAACGCCAGCCUCAACCGCCUGUCUCAAAGGACCUUGGUCCUGCUGGGGCUCCUGACAGGCUCAGAGAAGCAGUUUGCUUUGCGAAGCAGCAGUUUGAACUCCCAGGAUCCUUACAACAUACUGCCGCUAGCCAGCAGCCAGAUCAGGUUCGGGCUGCUGCCUCUCAGCGUCUCAAAUGUGCAGAAAUCCAAGGCAGCUUCCAGAAGCUCUGAAGCUCCUCAGCAGCUGGUGGCUCCUCAGUCCUUCACAGCAGGCAGUGAUGACAGCUUCCGGCCAGGCAGCCUUUUCAGGCAGCUCGCUGAUCAGGAUGAAGACACAGCAGCGACUUCUUUAUUUAAGCUUAACUGGCUCUCUGGGAUGGGCAAAUAAUUCUCAGCUGGCUGCUUUGUUACAGUGACAUGUACAGUAAAUACUCCCUUUAUGUGUUGACAAAAUGCCUCCUGUGUGAUGUGUAAAUGUUGUGUAAGCACUGACGUGUGUUGAGCAGCGAUACUUUAGUUUGAAUGUGUGCAUACACAAGCAGCAUCGUUCAGGCACUCUGUGUUCCUGAAAGGAAACUGUAUGUGACAGGGUGGAUGCUUCCUCUGUAGUGCUUUUCUACUCUGAACACGACUCGCCUCAUUCACACUUUCAUUAUGCUCCUUCUACCAAAGUGCUUUUAACAUUUACACUCAUACUCUGAUGGAUGCAUCAGAGAGCAGCUUAGGCUGUGGCUGGUUGCUGGGGGGUAGGCUGAAACAUGUUUAACACACUGUGGUUUGUGACAUAUAGACUGAUGCAGUCAGCUUCUAUCACAGGAUGUCUCCAAACUACUGUGAGUACUGUGCAGAUGUGAACAUGCUGACACGGUGAAUGAAGCGUCAUCCCUGCAAACACUCCAGCUGAUCAGCUGAUACAUUCUAUACUGGGUUCUUCAUUUUCUUUGGCUGUUAAUAUGUCAGGUUUUAUUUUAUGUAUUUAUUAAGUUCAGAUAGAGAUGUAUGGCUGCCAUGAUGGCAGAAAGCAGGUUGACUUUAUUAUUAUUGCCUCAGAGUAAUCACCAGUGUGACACAUCACUGUGGUGAUUAGUGCAGUCACCUCACAUCAGAGAGGUUGUGGCUUCGAGUCUGUGCUUGUAUGGACUCUGAACAUAUGUUAAUCAUGAGUUCUUAUUGGUUGUUGGGUAUGUAAGUAUUGUAAUGCUAAAUGUGACUUGUGGUUAAAUGUUGCUGGUCUCUCGCCAAAAUAAACUCAGCCAACCCUUCA
This is a messenger RNA of Oreochromis aureus, 3995 nucleotides long. It is a transcript of the gene cog1, whose product is annotated as component of oligomeric golgi complex 1. The transcript is spliced from 15 exons. Bases 150 to 3119 code for a protein of 989 amino acids. NCBI's taxonomy places the organism in Eukaryota, Metazoa, Chordata, Actinopteri, Cichliformes, Cichlidae. Gene Ontology annotation, cellular component: COG complex; Golgi apparatus. The record is from RefSeq and is a predicted model, not a curated record. Gene Ontology annotation, biological process: intra-Golgi vesicle-mediated transport.